AUGUUGAACUUUAACAUACUCGACAUAAUAUUUCUAAAUUUGACUGUUUCAUUAGUUUUCAUCGGUAGCUUAAUUACGAAAUAUGAAAAACACUUGCCUGUUUUUUUAAUAAAAUUUUAUAGUUAUGGCAGUUUUGGUUACAAGGGCUCCGACGGUAAAAUUUUGCAAACUAUCGAAUUGCCUAAAUCUUAUUUCAGACAUUUCUACGUGUUUUCUGCCCUGUUUAGUACCGUGACUUUGAUUUAUAUGUUCUUGGUGUAUUUUCUCAAUUUGGAAAUAAAUACAUACGUGCGUGCAUCAUUGAAGGCUAUUUUUGGACAAGAAGAACCUGCAGUGACGGCAACAGCGGCUUUCAUAGCAAUGAGCCUUAUUACAUUCCAUUGCGCGAGGCGAUGCUACGAGUCUCAUCUUCUCCAAGUGUUCGCGAGCUCUGGCAAGAUCAACAUAUGUUACUAUGGGACUGCCUACGUACACUAUGCGACAUUUAUUUUGGCCACCGUUGGAGAAGCGCCGCUAUUUUGCGGUGAUCGAGUAAAAGAGAACAUUCGAUGGAUAGAUACUCGAACUCAAAUUCUAUGUAUACCAUGCAUUCUGAUUUUCCUUCUGGCCUCUUACGAGCAGUAUAAAAGCAACGUCAUACUAGCUAACCUGCGCAAAGAUAAGAAGACAGGCGCCGUGGUCACUGAAGAGCACAGAGUACCUCGCGGCAGGUUGUUCGAGUGCGUCUCCAGUCCGCACAGACUAUGCGAGGUUAUCCUCUACAUCGUCAUCGCUGUUCUGAUACCUACGAAGACGAUGAUAAUUAUGUGUGUGUGGGUGCUUUGCAAUCAGGGCCAGUAUGCCGUCCUCGCCCACGUGUGGUACAGAAAAACUUUCAAAGACUACCCCGUCAACAGGAUGGCAAUUUUUCCUUAUUUAUUGUGA
Parnassius mnemosyne (clouded apollo) is the source of this 924-nucleotide messenger RNA. The record is from the annotation of a GenBank genome assembly. NCBI's taxonomy places the organism in Eukaryota, Metazoa, Arthropoda, Insecta, Lepidoptera, Papilionidae.